Messenger RNA from Tyto alba (common barn owl), 2931 nucleotides. It is a transcript of the gene PPM1J, whose product is annotated as protein phosphatase, Mg2+/Mn2+ dependent 1J. Gene Ontology annotation, biological process: protein dephosphorylation. Gene Ontology annotation, molecular function: protein serine/threonine phosphatase activity. The transcript is spliced from 10 exons. The coding region runs from base 19 to 1470 and encodes 483 amino acids. The record is from RefSeq and is a predicted model, not a curated record. NCBI's taxonomy places the organism in Eukaryota, Metazoa, Chordata, Aves, Strigiformes, Tytonidae.
GGGCGGGGCCGGGCCGGCAUGGUGCCGCGGGUGCGCGCCGCCGUGGCGCAGCUGGUGGCGGGGGUGGGCGCGGAGCCCCCCGCGGAGCCCCGGGGGGGCGCGGCGGCGGCGGCGGGGGCGUCCUGCGGCCGGCCGGCCUUCCUCCAGCUGAGCCCCGGGGAGCUCCGCCGCGCCGGCGACCACGCGGGCCGGGCCGUGCAGAGCCCCCGCCGCGGCCGGGGCCGCCUGCCCUGGAGCACGGGCUACGCCGAGGUGAUAAAUGCAGGGAAGAGCCAGCACAACGAGGACCAGGCGUGCUGCGAGGUGGUGUUUGUGGAGAGGAGGCCCAGCCCCAGGGGCCAGCCGCUGUCCAAGGAAAGCGGCGGGGAACCAGCCGGGGGCAGGAAGGGUUUUUAUUUCCACUACUGGGCCUUGUUCGAUGGCCAUGCGGGCAGCGGCGCUGCUGUCAUGGCAUCCAAGAGGCUCCAUCUGCACAUCUGCGAGCAGCUCCGGGACCUCGUGGACAUCCUGCAGGACCCUUCCCCACCUCCCAUCUGCCUCCCGCCCGCCGCGCGGGCUGGCCCUGCGGAGCUGAGCCGGGUGCCCCUUGCAGAGGACAACAGGGAGGUCCCCAACGAUGCCAUGCCGCGGUUUCACCUGGAGAAAGCUGUCUCCCACGAGAGCCUGGUGAUCGGUGCCAUCGAGAACGCCUUUAAGCACAUGGACGACCAGAUCGAGCGGGAGCGGGCGACCCAGGGCCUGUCGGGGGGCUGCUGCGCCCUGGCUGCCGUCUACCUCAUGGGCAAGUUCUACGUGGCCAACGCUGGUGACAGCAGGGCCAUUAUCAUCCGUAAUGGGGAAAUCAUUCCAAUGUCCAGGGAGUUUACUCCAGAGACAGAGAGGCAGAGGCUGCAGUUUUUAGCGUUCCUGAGGCCCGAGCUGCUGGGGAAGGAGUUCACCCACCUCGAGUUCCCCCGCAGGAUCCAGCCCAAGGAGCUGGGGAAGAAGAUGCUGUACAGAGACCAAAACAUGAACGGCUGGGCUUACAAAAAGGUGGAAGAAGAUGACCUGAAGUUUCCACUUAUCUAUGGGGAAGGCAAAAAGGCUCGGGUGAUGGCCACAAUUGGGGUCACGCGGGGCCUGGGAGACCAUGACCUCAAGGUGUUCAGCUCCAACAUCCACAUCAAGCCUUUCCUGUCCUGCUUCCCGGAGGUCAGGGUUUAUGACCUCACGCAGUACGAGCACUGCCCCGAUGAUGUUCUGGUCCUGGGCACCGACGGGCUCUGGGAUGUCACCAAUGACAAGGAGGUGGCUGGUGUGGUGAUGGAGGUGCUGAUGAGCUACGAGCCCAACGACCUGUGCAGGGACUGCUGGACGCUGCGUCAGGGAGUCUGCAGGGUCUGGGGUCGCUUGCUGAGCUGCGCUGUGCUGUGCCCCCCAGGUACACCAUGGUGGCCCAGGAGCUGGUGGUGCGGUCCAGGGGGGUGCUGAAGGAGCGGGGCUGGCGGCUGGCCAACGACAAGCUGGGCUCCGGCGACGACAUUUCUGUCUUUGUGAUCCCUCUGGGCGGCCCGGGCAACUACACGUGAUGCCCAGUGACCCCGGGGCAGUGGGACUCGCCUUGCCUGGACGGAGACGAGCGGGACACUGGCGCUGCCUCGGGGCCACCUCUCCCUCGAGCACUUGUUUCUUGAGUUGACUGUGAGAAGUGAGAAACCCAGAGCCUCUGUUUGUGCCCCUGCCCAGAGCAUCCUGGUCCAUGCGCUGCAUCCCUGCCCCGGGUGGAGAUGGAGGGGCCUGGGACAGAGAGCGAGGACCGGGGUCCAGGGAUAUUUUCAUGCUGCCACUUUCUUGAUUGCUGUGAAAAGCCUAAAGGUUCUCAGGGUGCCCUUUGCAUCUCGCCCUGGGCGUGCUGGUUCCAGCAGCGUGCUGCAGCUGUCGGGCUGGUGUGGCACUCGUAUCUGGAGAAGCAGGUGUCUGCUGCUGCUGCCGACAUCUCCUCCCCCCCUGCCCUGUGCCACUUGCACUGGUGACACCGAAGCUGCGGCUGGGGCCGGGACAAGCUGGGUGCCAGUGCUCAGCCCAGCAGAACUCCAGUUGUGGGUGGCCUGGUGGGUGGGUGAGCCCCACGACUGACAUCCCAGCUUUGUGCUUGCCCCCCCUCUGGCCCCUCACCCCUCGUCCCCAUCACGUACCAUCUCUCUGUCUCAGGUUUGGGAGGACGGGGCAGCGCCUGGUCGCUGCGGUGCACUGUGAGCCCCGGGGAAGGAAUGAGCUAUUGCACUUGCACUGGCUGUGCCACGGAUUCUGCCCUCACCCCUCAGCAUGCCUUGGAUCGCUGCUGUGUUUCUGGAGCCAAUUAUUUAUGAUGAACUGGAGAGCUGAGCCGGAAAAUCCUUGGUGUGGGGAGUCUGUAUGAAUAUACGUCUAUAUUUUUGAGCGGUUCUAAGUUGGCCACUGCUGAGCCACAGUUGCACACAGAGCAGCCCUAUUCAGCCAAGCUUAACAGCUUAAAUGCGCAGCAUGGAUCUGCUUAGCCAAGGGCUGGAAACCCACAAUAAAAGCAGCUUGGUUGUGACUGGGGGGGGAAGACAACUCCCUCCUUUUUCUUAAUAAUCUCAAAGCUGGUGCUGAGCAGAGCUGUAGCAGCAGUUGAUGGCUGUACAGGAUCUUAUUUUGCACCAUGCAUACCUCUGAGCUGGAGGCUGCAUUUCCUGCACUUCUGCAGAGCACUGCAUCCUCCCAAAACAUGAGGGAUGGUCCCAUCCUGGCAGUGUGCUGAGGGGCAGAGCUGGGCCAUGGGCCCUCUUUUGGAAAGGCUCUGUGGCACCAGUGGUUUUUGUCCUGCUGUCACUGGGUGGAGCCAGCUCUUGUCAAGUGUCACCUCUGGUCAAUGUUGUUUGUCUCUUACAAUGAGUGAGAUGUAAAUAAACUGGGUGCAUUUAAUGGGAA